Molecule: messenger RNA, 2689 nt
Organism: Nasonia vitripennis (jewel wasp)
Lineage: Eukaryota; Metazoa; Arthropoda; Insecta; Hymenoptera; Pteromalidae
Product: protein-associating with the carboxyl-terminal domain of ezrin
Exons: 5
Coding region: 265-2154 (629 amino acids)
Source: RefSeq, a predicted model, not a curated record
AGUGCCGCCGCCGCAGUAUCUCACCGACACCGACAGACUGAGCCGCAGCCGUAUACUUUUACGCCGCUACCGAACAUGGCGCAUAAGUAAUAAGUAUGUGUUCGUGGUCGUAAUCGAGCUGUCUGCCCCGUUGUCGCGCAAGUGUCACGAUGCUCGCGAUUGAUCUCUGAACGUUUCCCAAUCAAACAAGAUCCCUAAAACGGUCGGGUGAUCUUGCUCCUGUAACGGGCUGUUGGGGUUAGAAACGCUGCAACAUCAGCUGUCAUGGGUAACGAGAAGAGCGCCCUGAGCGGCUUGGAGAUCGAUGACAAGGCUGUGGAGAUCACCGACUUCUGGACGCAUCACAGCUCGAAUAUCCAUGGUUCGAACCCCCAGAGUUUGUCAGUUUUCAUCAGCGAGCCGUCGCUGCACUCUGAUUGCAGCUUUGGGAAACCGUCGCCCUUGGAGAAAGCUGCCAAGAAUUUGAUGCUGCAUCGGCACCCGUGCAUACUGAAGUAUGUGUCGUCUUGGUCCAAGGGCAGCAAAUUUUUCCUGGCUACAGAGGAAGUUAAACCUCUGGUACAAGUGAUAGGAUCGCAGACCACGCUGCAGAUAUGCGUUGGUCUGUACAGUGUACUGAGAGCUCUGCUGUUCCUUCAUGAAAAUGCUUCUGGCUCACACAACAAUGUCUGCAGUAGUUCUAUUUAUGUUACCUCAGAAGGUUGUUGGAAGCUGGGAGGUUUGGAAUACUUUUGCCGGAAGUCAGAACUCAAUGUCGCUUACUUUAGAAAAAUUAAAACUUAUCGUUAUGAGAACGCUAUAUCACCUGAUGAAGACACGCUCAUGCAGUCUAUUUCCGACGAUCCUAGUGCCAUUGACAAGUAUGCCUUUGCUGUCUUAGCAGAAGAGGUAUUGAAACUCAAAGAUGAAGAUGAUGUUCCUGGCCUGGCAGAGUUCAGAGAACUUUGUAAACAGAAAUUAGACGAUGUUACGCUUUCUUCACUGACUAAUCAUCCAUUUUUCAUGCAUGACUUCAUGAAAAUUUAUGCAUUUUUAACAGAGUUACCACUCAAGAGUGAAAGUGAGAAAGAGGAAUUUUUCUUAAAUUUAGUUUCCCAGCUGCAAAAUUUUCCAGAAAAAAUAGUUGCAGAACAGCUUGGAAAAUUAUUAUUGUCCAGAAUGGUUUUGUUGGAUUCAACUGCUCAAUCAAAGCUACUUCCAUUCAUUCUAAAACCAAAAGAAAAAGAUGACGACUCGGGACUAUUAUCUGUGUCGACGUUCCAAGCGUGCCUAGUGCCAAAGCUACUACAAAUGUUCUGCGUUCGCGACGCACCUAUCAGACUGUUGCUUUUGACGCAUUUGAACUCCUUCAUGAAAACGUUCCAGAUAGACGAUCUCAAGCACCGAAUACUACCUGAGCUCCUCGUCGGAAUAAAAGACACGGACGAUUGCUUAGUAAGCACAACUCUUCGGGCCCUUGCCGAUCUGGUACCAAUCCUCGGCGCAGCAACGGUAAUCGGUGGCAACAGAGGCAAACUUUUUACCGACGGCCGACCUAACAAAGUUCAGAGAAACAAAAAGAUCCACCAUGUGACCUUCGGUACACCGUCCAAAACUAUAAAUACGUUGAACGUGCCAAUAGCUCCAGAGAUUCCAGCGGCCCUUUACUUACCAGAGAGGCCAUCGCCCGACGGUGGCGAGGACAAGACCGAAGUGAGUCACAGUUUUCCCGAAGAAGAGAACUGGUCAGAUUGGGAGGGUCAGGAAAACGAAACGAGUAUCGUACAAAACGGUAAGCUCGAGGAUGCGCCUGACACCAUCGUGAUAGAGGAGGAAUUCGCCACUAUUCCGCUAUCACUGCCGACAUCGUCCGCAGUGAAAAACUACAAGAAAAAGCCAAUAAUCUCGGACAUAUCCGAGCUCGACAUCAAACAUUCCAAAUCGAUGAGUGAACCUGUGGAGGAGAUCGACUUCUUCACGGACAUGGAGCCGGUUAUACAAAAAACACAAGUAUUGCAUGUAGAAGAGAUCUCAACGACGACGACGGAAAUGGAGACUAAAAGUAUUUUCAACGUCAAUCUGGCACCAGUAGCUACAGAAGAUGGCGAUGACGCGGGAGAUGGAUGGGGCGACGACGAUCUCGACGACUGGGACGUCGAGAGUCCACAGCAAUGAAGAGAUUUUGUGAUAUACGUGAGUGACGAGGAUUUUUAUAAGCGCUUUAGCAAAGCAGACACAACAUGCCGAAGGUAUGCUGCGUUGACGAAAUUUCAAAUGCAGCGUUUCUUCAAUGUUUCCUACCUUUUUUGAUAACGCGUAGCAGAUGAGAUGCUUAGCCAUUGUUUGUACAUAAGAUAAGAGAAUGCGAAUUAUGCUAUAAUACCUGUUUAUUAGGAGCGCGAUUUAAGUAACGCAGAAAAGCUGAAGAUUCUCAACCUAUCGGUUUACCUUUAAAUUUUGUGUUCAUGCGGCACAAUAUUUUUGUAUAUCGAUGAUCCCGUCGACGCUUGUCAUCGUUAAACGCGAAAUGACUUUACCGGGUGUCAAAACCUCCUCUCAAUCUAUACGUACACGUGUAAAAUAAGUGCAAUUUUUGCUUGUUAUCUUUUUUCUGUAAAUAACGACCCUUUAUUGUAUAUUUGAGAUAUGUACAUUAAACGAUAAUUACAAUAAACAGUAAGAAAGUUUUUUUCUCUACAAUAAAAUAGAA